Messenger RNA from Naegleria gruberi, 1986 nucleotides. RefSeq lists its product as uncharacterized. NCBI's taxonomy places the organism in Eukaryota, Heterolobosea, Eutetramitea, Acrasida, Naegleriidae. The record is from RefSeq and is a predicted model, not a curated record. Gene Ontology annotation, molecular function: peptidyl-prolyl cis-trans isomerase activity. The transcript has a single exon. The coding region runs from base 1 to 1986 and encodes 661 amino acids.
AUGGCCACUUCACCAAUGAUUCAAAUCAAUCCGUUACUUCUCUCAGGACAACAACAAUUUCCUUCAUCUUCACCUCAAGAAGAACAAACUCCUCUAACAUCCAAUAAUCACAAAAACACCACCACUAACCAACAAGAAGACGAAGAAUACCUGACAGAACCAAUUAUCAAUCCAAAUCAAGACAACUAUCAAAACAAUGAUCCACUCAAACCAAUGAAAAUUUCUGAUAAUAACAAUGAUGAUGAUGGCGUUAAUGUCGCACACCACCAACACCAACACCAACAUUACGAAUCAAACAGCACUAAAAAAUUUCGCUCCAAAGCCUUUCUCAGACACGCAAACCUUUCUUCGACAACAACAAUAACUCAGCAAAAAGCAGAGCAGAGCAGUUUCUUCUCUAAUUCCGCUCAUCUGACGACGAAGGAAGGAAGUCAGCAUCAUCAUCAUCUUCAGCAGGAGAGAAGUGAAUUUGAAGCAAAGACUAUUACUAGUACAACUACUACCGAAGAACAGGAAGAAUUUAAUACCUGUCAAAAUAAUAAUAAUAAUAAUACGAAACAAGUUGAUCCUUAUAGUUUAGCAAAUAUGAAAUCUAAUAAUCAACAAACCGAAACAAAUGGAAAGAGAAAAUCAUCAUCUUCGACUACGGUUGACACCAUUACUCAUGCCAGAAAAUUAGUUUCAGGUUUUGGAAUUUCAACUAAAGAUUCCAAGAUUGACAUGUUAUAUGCCACUAAAUUAUCAUCAGUUUCAAACUCGAAAAAGAAACUCACUAGAAAAACAAGUGGCAAGGAAAUGGAAAGAUUUUUGUUUUGUAAAUAUUGUAAAUUAUCUAACAAAUCAUUGGAUUCAGGAAGAUUACAACUUAAAACUUGCAGCUUAUGUAGAGAAGUUAGAUAUUGUUGUAAAGAACAUCAAGUAUCGGAUUGGCCAAAACACAAAUUUGAAUGUAAUUGUGCUGUUAGAGCUCUAAAUAAUGGAACUUAUUCGAAAAUAUUGCAAAAGGGAGACGAAACAAAUAGACCUCAAAUUGGGGAUUCUAUUUCUGUACAUUAUGUUGCAAAGCUAUUGAAUGAUACCAUUGUGGAUAAGACUUAUAAAUCUAUUGAAACAAACAAACACUGUAGUGUUUCAUAUGAUACAAGCGAUGAUGAAGAAGGAGAAGAAGGGUUCGAUGAUGACAAGGAUUUGUACAUUGUCAAACCACCAUCAAAUAGUUAUACUGAUUUUGAAAAUUGGUUGUCACAUGCCAAUAACAAGUUCUUGUUAAAACAAAGAAAAUCUGAUGUGGAUUCGGAAGACGAAAUAACUUCCACCAGCACAAAUAAUAGCGAAGUUUAUGAUAGUAGAGCAUCUGUAGCAAGUUCAUUUUCAGAACUGAGUUUUGCAACCACUUGCACUGAUUCUAGACUGACACUUUCGCAAAGAAGUGAAGAUGACCUAUCUCUCUAUUCCUCUAAUUCAUCUGCUCUGCCACCAAUAACAAAUCACGAUCCAGAAGAUGCUGAAGACAACUGGUCUACUGACUCUUCAGGAAGAGGAGGUGGUACAUCCAGCUCUACAUCAACAGUUAGCAUUAUAUUUGAUUCUGUUGCCAAAGAUAUUGAAGUAGUUCCAGAUUUACUUCAAUUUACUAUUGGUAAAGGUCAAGUAAAUCCAGAUAUCGAGAAACAUCUUUGCCAAAUGUCUCUGGGAGAACGAAGACACCUGUUUGUAUCACCUAAAAGCAGACAAAAUCCAAACAAAGAUAUUCUAGCAAAGCGAGUUAAGAAACUAUCUGAUUUUACAGUAGUUUACGAAAUAAUGAUUGUCCAAAUUUUGAGAAAGAAACAAGAAAAUAAUCAUUUCCACCCAUCUCCACAACCAAUCACUAGCAAUUCAAAACCAAUUUAUGGACAAGACGAGUUCACUAAGGGUAGCGAAACAUAUCAGAGCUGUUUCUAUGAACCAUUUAGACGUUUUAUCCCAUCGGCAAUAACCCUUUAA